This is a messenger RNA of Neocloeon triangulifer, 2993 nucleotides long. RefSeq names its product mucin-2-like. The record is from RefSeq and is a predicted model, not a curated record. Lineage: Eukaryota; Metazoa; Arthropoda; Insecta; Ephemeroptera; Baetidae. The transcript is spliced from 2 exons. Bases 567 to 2693 code for a protein of 708 amino acids.
GGGUUGGAACAAUUUUAUUGAUAAAAGCGUUUAAAGAAAAUAAUUCUAUUGGUAACGGGCGCAGCACUGGAAGAGGUAUAUUGAAAAUUUAAAUCGAAUGGGAAGUUUGUUCUGAAUUUUCUUCAUUGAAAUGUUAGAAACUUGAAUAGAAAGCAUUCAAAGAUAAGCAAAAUAAAAAUGGGCCCGGGCCUAACAAUGGACUUUUUUAAAUUCAGCAAAUUUAUUAUAAAAACUCAACGAGCUUAACAAAAUUGUGCGCGAAAAAAAAACAUGUUAAAUUUUGUACGCAGCCAAGCAAAACGCGAGACCUACUAAAAAGAAAGAGAGAACUAGCUUGUUACUCAUCUCUCUCUUCUCUCUCGGAGGAUGCUUUGUCUCCUCUAAACUCAUUUUAAAAUUUUAAGCACACUGCGCGGUCCCCUCCUUUCACCUUGCUUAUAAAUGUAUGAUUGUAGCGCCCGCAAACCAUUUCUCUCAGCUUCACUGUCAGGGUCGCAACACAAAUAAUUUGACGUCAGGUAUGUCAAACAUUUUGAAGACGUCCUUUUGCAUAUCCGCCCGCUAAAAUGGCCCGAACCGGGAAGUGGAGUGAAUUGACUGUUAUUCUCGUCCUGGUGGUUUUCGCAAAGGAGACGCUCUCAGCAGGUCUGCCCUUAAAGUUUGUAACUUCGCCAACGCAAAAACCCAUCACCUACUUCGAGGACCCUCCUUUGGUCGUAAACCGCCACACUAAGCCUUUAACACAUCACGAUGGCGAUAAAGAAAUCGAAUCAUUCCUUGGCGGCAGCUCCAGUGUGGGAAGCUGGAAGCGAUGGGACCACGCGGCGUCCGCCAAACCGGCCGCCCAACCCGCGGCGACGAACGAAAAAACAUUCACUCAACAGCAAAUUUUGGAAAAGUUGUUCGCUGAUUACCACAAUCACCUCGAGGAGCAGAAGAAGCAGAAAAAGUCCAAUACGACAGAGCACGGCGGCGCAAGCGCCGAUCAGGGCAGGUACGUGUCCAGCAUUAAUAUUCGUCCGAAACCAACCCCCACCCAGACCGGACAUUGGGCGCUGGACAUCGAGGAGAGCACCAAAGUACUUAACCCAUCCUCAGCCAUGGCCAACUUAAAACUUCACCGCCCUGGUACUUCAAAUACAGAAGUAUCAGGUCGGCCACCGAAAGACGGCUGGGUUAGUCUUGAACCGAUUCCGUGGUCGUCCAGCAAAAUUUCAAAGUGGACACCCAAUAAAGCGACAUCUUCCUCGCCAACUGCCGUUUGGAAUACGCAAAUGAGCCAAAAGCCAUUUUGGUCGACCAACCAGCAGCAGCAGCAACAGGAACACCAACACCGUCCGAGUCAACAAACGUCCUCCUCUGUGUCGAACUGGGACUUAAGGCCCAGCAGCUCGGACAAUCGCCCUUUGAACUGGGAUGACCUCCCAGGAAAACCGAACUGGUCGGACACUUUGAACCGUCCGAGUUGGGACAACAAUAAGCCUUCUUGGACCGAGGCAAAUGUGAAGCCUUCAUGGAGCAGCAGUAGCUCGUCGUCGUCGGAAAGCGCGCCAAAUAAGCCAACGUGGGCGCAAACCGUGUCCAACAAGCCAUCACUAAGUGGCUCCUCUUCUUCUUGGACAGAUUUGAGCAGCAAGCCGUCCUUCGCCAACACCAACCGGCCAUCAUCGUUUAGUGGAACUCGGCCAUCGAAGCCGCCUCCUUCCGGACAUGACCUUCUCAGCCACCAUUUGGGCAUCAUUACAGACGGCAAGCUGCCCGAGUGGCCUAUUGACACGCCGGCCUCCUCGUCUUUCACAAAACCUGCAGCCCACAAGCCCACGUGGAAUCGGCCUACUCAAAGUGUGAAUGUGCAGAGUGGAUUUUCUGGAUUUUACAAAGGAGAGGAUGAAUUGAAAAAUAACAAGCCACCCCAGGCCGAAGAAUCCGCUGAAGGCGGGCGGUGGGUGCUUUUGUCGAGCACGCGAGGUCAGACCAUUCCUCCGGGUGGUAGAGGUCAAGGGUCAAGACGAGCUUUCAAAUUCAACCCCACCGUGUCCAUGUCCACAAACCGAGGCAUCCGACUGACUGUCCUGCCAGCAGCUAAUGGGACCAGCACAGUUUCCCACGGAGGACUACUAGAGGUGGACAAGACUUUUGAAACGGUAGAUAAUUCCGCCAUCAAGUUACAGCAGCAGCAGCAGCAACUGCUUUCUCAGCAGACGCAGGUGGCUCCCAUCAAGCCAAUAAUUAGUGCAGAUAGCGUAGUGGUGGUGGCUGCACCGGCAGGAGCCGUAGCACCUACAAGUCCGAAGGGAGGUCACAAGAAAAAGGGUAACAAAAAGGGAGGCAACAAGAAAAAGCGCAAGGGUGGGAAGAAGAAACGCAAAGGCCACCGACGCCCAGGACAGUCAGCUCAGCAGCAAGCGGGCGGCGGAGGUGGAGGCGGUGGCGGCGGAGGUGUUAGCGGAGUUCAAGUGUUUAGUGCAACAAAUCCCAACGACUAUGUGAACAGGAGGAAGGCCCUGAUCGCGGCUAUUGGCGCUGGAAUGCUUCCGGCCACCAUGGCUGCUUUGGUACCAAUGUUCCUUGGCCGCAGACGGCGUAGGCGAGACCUGACUGGUGACAUGUCAGACACUUACGUGAAGCAGUAUAUAAAUAAAAUUAUUUCGAGGCAAUACAGAUUGCAUCAAGGAAAUUCCGUUUCACAAUAAGAGGCUGAACUUAAAUUGCUGCCGAGUGCCUUUCAGUUCCAAGAUAAAAGUGGAAAUUAUUCGGUGUGAUUCAUAACUUAAGAGUGUAUACAUGAAAGUAGACUUUCGAGUGAAGAAACUUUGUAGGUUUUAUACCAAAUGUUUUAGAGUGAGAGCACAGUUUUGUAUCAAAAAUAAAUUAUUACUGUGAAAAGCCUGAGUAAUUUUAGCUGUAUCAUUUUAGCCCUUUUAUUUUAAAGAAAAAAUUGAUUUAUUUCGUACAACCUUAGCUUAUCUUCAGCUAGCAGCAUAAAAUUUAAA